GCGAAACCGUGUCCUUUCAGUAAUGACGCCAUCUAGAGGAUAAAAUUGUCAACACCAUAUGGACGAGCGAGCCACGUGAUGUUACAGAUAUAAAGAUAAUUUGUUGUAGAUGUCAGUCCUGACAUUUUCAUUAAGAUUAUUCAAAUUUAGUUCAUUUCAUCAAUCAAUAUCACCCAUAAUACUUGUUUUAUUUACAUCUACAAUCAAUAGCAAAGGUAAUAUUGAGAAGAUGCUUCAUGUCAAAUGCAGAAACACUUCCUAUUCUAGGAAUGAAAACAUUAAGCGCUUUCCUGUUCCUGAUGAUAAAGUGUCUUGGGAAGUACAUUGGCAAGAUUACGAGCCAACUGAAUAUACGAUAAGUGGCUUGUCUUCGAAACCGUGGGCAGAUCCAGAAAUUGGAAAUUCAAAUUUUAAACCAAAGUGGAAUGAAUUAGAUGGAAAUGUGAAUAGAAGGAGUUAUGUUAAAAAGUAUGAAAUAUUUGAAAAUUAUCCACUGAAUCCAAUUGGAAGAACUGGAUUGAGAGGAAGAGGUUGCUUAGGACGUUGGGGUCCAAAUCAUGCUGCUGAUCCAAUUGUCACAAGAUGGAAAAGAGAAAAUAAAGAUAUUAUACAUCAUAAAACAACAAAACUUCCUAUUCUACAAUUUGUUUCUAUUCAACGACAUGACUGUGGAGAAUGGGCAAUUCCAGGUGGUAUGAUAGAUCCCGGAGAAUUUGUUAGUGCUACUCUAAAACGUGAGUUUUGUGAAGAAGCUUUAAACAGUUUAUGUUUAACACAAUCUGAUAAACAAAAAUUAGAAGAAAAACUAGAAGAUUUUUUCAAAAAAGGAAAAGAAAUAUACAAAGGAUAUGUAGAUGAUCCUCGAAAUACAGAUAAUGCUUGGAUGGAAACAGUGGCGUAUGUUUUUCACGAUGAUACUGGAGAAAGUAUUGGAAAGAUCCAUCUCGAAGCAGGUGAUGAUGCUGCUAAAGUCUGCUGGACAGAUAUUGGUUCGGAACUUCAGCUUUAUGCAAGUCACAAAGACUUUUUACGCAAAGUAGCAGAACAUUUAAAUGCACAUUGGUGAAAAGUUAAACUACAUCCAAUUACUUUUUUAUGAAAAUAUUAUUUGAUGAUUAAUAAUAUAAACUGUAAAUAUCAAUAGUAU
This is a messenger RNA of Centruroides sculpturatus (bark scorpion), 1147 nucleotides long. RefSeq names its product ADP-ribose pyrophosphatase, mitochondrial-like. Gene Ontology annotation, molecular function: ADP-ribose diphosphatase activity. The transcript has 7 exons. The coding region runs from base 110 to 1066 and encodes 318 amino acids. Lineage: Eukaryota; Metazoa; Arthropoda; Arachnida; Scorpiones; Buthidae. The record is from RefSeq and is a predicted model, not a curated record.